AUGGAUCAUUUAGAUUUUGUAUGACAGGAGAGUUACAAGAUUUUAUUGCUUCUCUUUUCUUCUUUCUUUCUUUCCUCUUUUCCUUGUGCAAAUUUAAUUAUUUAAUUAAUUACAUAAAAUUGAUACUGGUUUAAUUAUCAUGUUUGGAAGAAAUGGUUCCUUUUUUCUUCUCUGUUUAAUAUUCUUAUUGUCAUUAGUGAGACAACAUGAAUCUCUCAACCUUCCUGUACCUCGAUCUGAUCCAUUUCUUUCCUCAAUUCAUGGCAAUCAGGAUGAUUUGGACCCAGUUUUUGGUGAAUCGGAGAGAAUUAUAUUGACUCUUGAUGAGGGGAUCUGCUUGUCCAGUGAGAAUGAAGAUUUUCAGUUUGACGAUGUUUGGGAUUGUAACCUCAAUUCAGUUGCCUUCUUACCAGCAUCGCCAAUCGCUCACAAUAGCAGCUCUUCAUCUUCAUCAUCCUCCUCCUCACCAUUUGAAUCAACCUUUGUCUCAACUUCUUCUAGUAACUUCUCUAAUACUGAGCAAACAAUAAACUCGUAUUACGUCAACUCUACCGAUGGAACUAGCAGUUUAAUCUGUGAAACCUCAUUAGGUGAUAAUCUUGGUCAGCUAACUCUAGAACCUUCAACAUCGGUAUCCUCUUUAUCAUCAGUCGAUGUCAGUGGUUCUAUUGCUUCUGGUGAGACCCUUACUCAAAAUAGACCAAUUUUAAACAAUUCGCCUAGAACGCCAAGCACCUCGGGUGUUAGCAGCUCUUUAGAUGUAGACUCAUCUUCGGUUAGCUCAUCAAGAAAUGGUAUUUGUCCGAGUUUAAGCAGUAUUAGCAGCAGUAGCUAUGAAAAUGAUAAUCUCAAUAAUUAUCGCAAUAUCGAUGAUUAUAGCGAUGAUGAAAGUAUUGCUGGUGCAUCUGCUUUAGUAUCUACUACAUCCUCAAUCAAUGAAAAUGGUUUCAGCCAAUACUGUCACAAUUCGGAUGCUGUUAAUUUUUAUUCUCAUGAUGAUAUCUCUUCCGACAAUAUCGCUGAACAGGAAGCAGCUGUAUCAUUUAUCGACCAAUCAGUGUCAGAUUUAAACGGUGCGUUAUGGAGUAAUUUUUCAAGUGGGGCUGAUUUUGCAGAAGGAUCUGACAUUGCAAUGGGAGGAUUUAGUGGUGAUAGUUAUGCUGUCAGUGAUUCGGUUGAUACUUUUUGCAGCAAUGUUUCCUUAAAUAGGCCUGGGCCAGCAGAUUCUGUUCGCCACAAUCACACUUAUACUACUCCAACACAUCUUGAUCCUGUCAAUGACUUAAGAACCAACUCGAUACAUCACACCAAUGGCCAUUCUCCCCUUUCUUCUCUUUCACAUCUGCCCUACCAGCAACAUGUCAGUCUUAGACAACAGUUUGUUCUCAAUGGAGGUCGAUCUUCGAGAGGUUCUAAAACUGAACAUACUCGAAGUAAUUUCAGUGAUACAUCAGACGAUGAUCGAAGUAUUACUAGAGAUGAAAAACGUGCAAAGGCUCUUAACAUACCAAUACCUGCUGAAGAAAUAAUUAAUUUACCAAUUGAUGAAUUUAACGAGCGUUUAGCUAAAUUUGAAUUUAAUGAAGUUCAGCUAGCGCUGAUUCGUGAUAUAAGAAGACGUGGUAAAAAUAAGGUUGCCGCCCAAAAUUGUCGCCGACGUAAAAUGGACCAAAUACUAGAUUUACAAAGUGAAGUGGGACGACUAUAUUCUCAAAAGAAAGCCUUUGAAAUUCAACAAGAACAGUUGUUAGCCUUGAGGCAUUUAGCUCAAGAAAAAUACACUAAACUAUACGAUUUUAUUUUAAGCUCAUCUGAAAGUUCAACACCCCUUUCCAAUUUCACAAGCAACCUCAAUGAUUAUCCUCAAUCAAUGUUAGUCCUACCAUCGGUGGAAAGUACUUCAGCAACAAGUAACUAAAUAAUUAUGAUAAGUUAUUACAGUGACAACAACAUCAACUACAAAAACAAGAAUGAAUAAAAGUUAACAUACAUGUAAACUAAUUAUGAUGGUGGUGAUGGGCAGCAAAUUUUUUACCCUGAAAAAGUGUGUUCACAUUCCCUGGAAAGCUUGUUUGCUGGUUAAAUACUGGAAUAGACUGAAUUGAAUAAUUCAGCUUCUUUUUUGCAAUCCCUGAUAGAUUCUUCAAACAGAUGAUGCUGAAAACAAAAAGAAAAAAGUGAUCAGAUCGGAGGAAAGGAAACCCCAGUUCAAAAUCUCAUGUCUUGUUAAUUGAUUUCAUAUUCUCGAGGAAAGAAGGAAAGAACAUUUUUGAUGACUUCUAAAGGCUUUAACUAAUUCUCAAAAGUUUGGAUUAAAGGAUUAUGGUGACUGACUUUUCGUAAUCAACUUAUGUUGAUCCAUUAUAAUAUUGUACAUUGUGAGUCAAGCUCUGGAUUCGUGCUGAUGGUUUAACAACUUCAAAUCGAAUCCUAAAUAUUCUGGAUUAAGUUCAAAAAAACCUCAAAAUAUAAGUAAAAAAAAAUUAGCGCAGCUUUCUCAAUAUUGAAAGAGAAAGGGAAAGAGAAAGAGAAACCACGAAACUAUUCAAAACCAACCUUCAAGAGGAUAAACUGCAUCAACAUAUUAUCGAUCUGAUUUCCAAAAGGAUUAGUCAACUGACUGAACAAACAAUGAUUCGGGGUAAUUUUUCAAAGAUCAAAAGCUACAAAAAAAAUAGGUAAUGAUUAAUUCAUUAAGAUAAACACAGACAACUGUGCCUCUUAAUUAUGAUAAUUGAUAAAAGGAGAAAACUGGUGAGGAGCUGAUAAACUUAGUUAAUGGACAAAUGUUUGCGUAUUAAAGGAAAGGAUACAUCAAUGGAGAUCCAAGCAAUUACAAUAGGAGCAGUUGGUGAGGUGUUAAUAAGAGAAUCAGUCAAUUACUAUUUACAGACUUUUAUAACAACUAUUUUUGACUUACAAAAAAUUCAAUAUUUCUUUCAUUUUCAUGUUCUCUCUUCUUGAAUUAACUAAUCUUUUCUAACGAUCUACUCAUAAAAUUGAAAAACGACAUUUUUUCCUCCUUUGCUGUCAUCAAUCCAGCUUUUAAAACUUUUGAUAGUUGAGACUUUACCUCAUCCUUUAUCAACUAUUUUACUUUUCUUUACUUCUCAAGACUUCAACAUUUCACAAAAAAAAAUCCCCACUAAAUCUCUUUCUCUUUCUCUCUCUCUCUCUCUUUUCUAUUUUCUAGUCUUAUUACUUAAUACUUUUAUGUAAAAUAUACCUCUCUUUGUCCUUUUAACCCUUUUUUGAUCGAAAUUUACCUGUUUCUCGGUGAAAAGUGAAGACUAGAUAAACAAAAAGACAAAAAAAGAUGAUACAAAAAU
Tetranychus urticae (two-spotted spider mite) is the source of this 3329-nucleotide messenger RNA. RefSeq lists its product as uncharacterized. Gene Ontology annotation, biological process: regulation of DNA-templated transcription. Lineage: Eukaryota; Metazoa; Arthropoda; Arachnida; Trombidiformes; Tetranychidae. Gene Ontology annotation, molecular function: hydrolase activity; DNA-binding transcription factor activity; DNA binding. The record is from RefSeq and is a predicted model, not a curated record.